AUGGGCCAAGAUUGGAUUGGACAAGAGAAAGAGCCAGUGUUACAGGUGGAAGAGUUGUUGGACAAACCUGUUCAUCGUAUGACACCUGACGUGGAUCAAGGUACUUUGCAUGGUGUGGAAUGUGGGCUGGAAGGAACUGGAGUACUUGGGCAUGACUGGGGCCACUUGGAGACCCAAGGAAUCCUCAGGGACUGUGACCGUGGAUUCCUGACUGCGGUUAAACGUGAUUUGUGGGAAGCAGGUGACCUGGAGAUAUUUGGAAUGUGUCCAGAUGAUAAGCAGUCAGCCACUCUUCUAACCAUGAAACAACUUGCAAAAUUCAUUCAAGAAUCUGAAGGAAAACAUUUGGUGGUCUUGCAAAUGGAGAAAGGUAAGUUAGCCUUAACUUUUGGUUGCUGCUUAUGGUUGGCUAGCUGUUUCUAAAUAUGACUGCAAUAUUUAAGUCUAUCUAGUUAUGAAUUAGGUUACUGGAUAUCUGUGUAUAGGUUUAUCUGAAACAAAAAAAUAUUUUGACAAUAUUUGCAUAUUUUGUAAAUGCAAUAAAUAUUGUAAGGAUUUCAUUAGGGUCAAGGAGAUCAUUGGAUUGAACAGCCUUCUGAUGUUGGUCAUUGGAACUGAUAUAAUGUGAAGCCAAUAAAUGAACACCUGUUUCCUUAAAUUUGCAAAUGCAACUCAACCAAACUCAUUUUAUGUUAUUUGUAAAGCUUCAUACUCCUAAAUCAAUGUUGAUCUAAUACAGUUUUACAUCAUAUGUUAGAUGUACAUCCGCCCACCCAUCUUUUGAUGAUUACUCUUGUCUGUCCUUUCACUUCUGCAUUCUUCAAAUAGUGGGUGCUCAAAAGUAGAUAUUUAGAUGUUGUAUAACUACAAAGCAUCUUGAAAGUUGGACACUUCAGACCUCUAAAGCACUUGCAUGUCCUUUUAUUUAUUUUACAAAGUGCAGAUUUCAAUAGAAAUUGAUUGACAGCCAGGUGGUGUAACAAGGUUUAUUUAAAAAUAAAAGUGCCAGACAACAGAUCCUGUUACUGCCUGGUUUGUGAAGCUAAACUCCAGACAGGUAAUUGCCCAGAGCACCUGCCUUAACAAAGACUACUCAUUGAGCUGCAAUAGCUUUGAAAUAUAGUGGUUGGCUUUGCACCUCUUCCUGAGUUGAGUUUCAAAGCUGUUUUAUACAGAAGACAUAUAUUCCAAGGCAGUGGUUCCCAAACUAGUCCUCAAGUACCCCCUACCAGUCCAGGAUUUAGGAAUCACCCAGUUGUGUCCGAGGUGUUUUUAGAAAGAAACACGUUAGACACAACUGGGUGAUUCAUAAAUCCUGGACUGGUAGGGGGUACUUGAGGGACUGGGUUGGGAACCCCUGCUGUAAGGAAUCCACGUAUAAAGUGGACUAAAUGAGGCAAAAAGGUGAUUCAUUGAACUAAUUUGAUAUGUCCACCCAGAAUCCAUUGCAGUAGUAACAUCACUGCAAAUUUGAGAUUUCUGUGGGAAAAGCAAGUCUUAUGGUUUGUUUGGUGCUUGUAGAAUUGUAUAUUAUCUGUACAUAUUUGUUUGUGUGUAUGUAUGUAUAUAUACAUAGCCCCUAGGUACACACACAACACCCCCCUAGGCUCACACACUCUGCAGGCCAUUUAAACACACACACAUACUUUACAGCCCAGAAACACACAUUACAGGCCCUAGCCCCACACAAUAAGCCACAAACAUACCCCUUUACACACUACAACACAAACAGUCUCCUCUACACCAGGGCCACCAACAGGGCAUGACAACCAUGACGGUUGUCAUGGGCCUGGCGGUCCUGGGGGGCCCUGACUGCUCAGGACGUCCCGGGCCCCACAUUAGCUAUGUGCACACACAUAUAUAUAUAUAUAUAUAUAUAUAUAUAUAUAUAUAUAUAUAUAUAUAUAUAUAUAUAUAUAUAUAUAUAUAUAUAUAUAUAUAUAUAUAAUAUAUAUAGCGAUUAACGCUAUAUAUGCGUGCACUGCGGGCCCCCCGCUGCCUGUAUUCUGCAGGGGGCCCAGCACACUUGAAAUAUACCUCCCAGAUGCUCUGCUCUGUCGAAGGCUCGACUUCGACAGAGCAGAGUAGCUGGGAAUUAUAUUUCAAGUGUGCUGGGCCCCCUGCAGUAUACAGGUAGUGGGGGCUGCACCAUGCUUCAGGACCUGCGGCUCCAGACAAUGUGAUCUCCCCACUCCAUGGCCACAGGUAAGAUACAGGGAGGGGGGAAUAAAUCACUAUAAUUAACGUAAGAAAAAAAAUACUGUAGGCUUUUCCCCCCACAUUAUGCAGCCCCAUACAUUUAUACACUAACAUUUACACGCACUACUUCCUUACACAAACACACACUACUUCCUUACAAAAACACAUACUCUGCAGUCACUACACACACACUACAUCCUUACACAAACACACACUCUGCAGUCACUAUAUACACAUUAAAUAUUUACACAAACACACACUAUGUAGUCGCUAUACACACACACACACACUACAUCGACUAUACAGACACACUCUGUAUUCACUAUACAUACACUACAUUCACACACUGUAUUCACUAAACACUACACACACUCUGCAUUCACUACACACACUGCAUCCACUACACAAACACACACUCUGCAUCUAAUAUACACAUCAUACAUUACACAAAUGUACACAAUGCAUCCGUUAAACACACUCUGCAUCCACUACACACAUUCUACAUCCACUAUACAGACACCAGAAUCAGUACACACACUGCAUCCGUGUGGACGGACUCGGAGGGGGGGUGGCAGCACUUUGGGCGGACUCGAGUGCAGGCACCAGGGGGCCCAGACCUUGAGCUGUGUCAGAGGCUCCAAAACUUCUGAUGGCAGCCCUGCUCUACACACAUGCAUACACACACACACAUCUUCGCAUUAAAAAAAAUAGAUCUGUUCAGAUUUUGCUAUUGUUAUCCAUUUUGUGGCACUCGGAUAACUCCACUGCGGACUUUAUUCACUACACCGUGAAUUGUUGAGCAUCCACUGUGGGAUUGCUAGAUUUACUUUAAAACGGAUUAGACACAUUCAGCAGCAAUUAAACCCUAUUUUUUUAAGGUGUAAUCUAAAAUUAGUUUCCUUGCCGAUUCCCCACAAUUUCUUGGGGUGUCUAAACCCCAAUGUAUAGGGACCAGUAGCAUUAAGGAACGUGUGACUGACUCUUCAGAAUACACUUUGUAUUAUUGGAAUCUCUUUCUCCAAAAUACAGACAAGGGAACCUAGACACAAUGGGGGAAGGUGGAGAAGCAUCUUCUUAAACUCAGGAACAGUCACAUGGGCUUCUCUUGGCUAUGUAUGUUUUUCUUUGCCCUGUGGUUCAUUACUGAAAUAGGUACAGUGCAAUCCAUAUAUGUCCAUUUUGUACCUAAAUUUUUUUGGGCUUGUAGAUCACGGUCUUUGGUAGAGUUUUCAAGUACGCCCUCCAACUCAGAAAUAGAGGCAUCGGUUGUUGGGAGUCAGAAUUGGACAUUCCAGGUCUUUAAAUUGUAGGAAAUCAAUGUUACUAUUUUGUUGUCUCCAGUGGAAUGGGAGCCUGGAACCAUCCUGGAGUUUCAGGGCACCAUAGAGGAACACACCUACUCCUUACUGCAGCACACUCACCUCCUGGCACUUGUGGUCUACCCAGACACACAGAAGUCCUCUGUGGGGAGUCAUCCAUCCAAACUCUUGGUGUCCGUGGAAGGUCAGCCACAGGAUCAGGUAAGAUUUAACUUUGUGUCAACUGUUUUGUAUUGUACCCGUACUCAUAACAGGAUUAGACUGUAGUCAUUGGCUAUGAUAUCACCUGAUCCUCUCAGCCAGUAAAUACUGUCUAAUGCUGGUAUGAAUUGGUGUGAUAAUUUGGUAACUUGGACUUCUGAUUUAUCAUAGCUUUUCAGACCUGAAGCAGCGCAGGCGCCCAGCACAGCAAGGUAUAAAACCAUUCAUAAAUGAUUUGACAGUUACUAUCAGCUGACACCCAGUGUGCUGUGGGGGUUACAUUGCUUAGAGUGUCCCUUUAAGCGACUUAGAUUAACUUGACGGGGGGAGGGAUAAAGGGUAGAUUAGGGCUUUCAUUAAUGAUGCACAAACAUAUAGGAAAAAUCACAUAAAAAAAAAAAAAAAACUCACUUUUUUUGCAGGUUGUGUGCAUGUCAACAUCCACCCAAUAUUUGGUCUUUAGAGUGAGAGGGACCAUGAAGAAUGUUACUUCUGACCAUAUAAGAUUUCACCUAUCUGUCCAUUUAAAAGACCAUUCUGAUGGUAAGUGUUGUGAUAGACUCACCAGUAGUCGAUAAGGACUAAUUCUAUUUUUAGUGAAAAAUUCUGUUUGAAAAUUUUUUAUUAUGGAGUUCGACAAUUUGAUGUAUUAUGCAUAUAAUAUUACUGAUACUUUCUAUGAAGAUUACCUACAUAAAAAAACAAAACUUUUUUUUGUUUAAAUGGAGCUUGUUUUGACUCUACUCACCUUACAAUCAAGUGCCGCUAUGUCCUCAUAGAGGUGCACCUCUGGUCUGACCUUUCUCUUACCACAGUCGGCAAUUUUUCCUGCUUAUUGAAAAGUCCUUUAUGAUGCUGACAUUGUGGCUUCCUUGCCAGCAUGCCAAAGUCUGAUAGAAGUGACAUCCGUCACUCCAUUCCUACGAGCCACCAUCAAAAUGUUUUUGGGCCCCUUAAACAGCUCCCCUGAUUCUGCCAUUAGGAACCAACCCCCAUCCCACCACCAUCUUCAUGGCACUCAGGAUUAUAGUAAGGGAUGUAAUUUGUUUGUAGGGAAUAUAGUGUGCGUUUGUAAAGUGGAUGCAGUGUGCAGGACGAAUGCAAGGCGUUUUGGCUACACAAACUAAAGUGCAUUUUGUCAUCCCCUCCACCCCCCUGAAAAAUGCAUCUUCACCUGUGUGUCUGUUAACCUUCCUUCAGGGCCGGUGCUAGGAUUUUUGACUACACAGACGAAGAUGCAUUUUGACAGGAUGGCUAAAAGAUCCCCAUCUGUCGUGCAACUUCAACAAAGGUUUGAAAGCUGGGGCUCUACCGAUUCCCCAUGCUUGCAGGAUUGUAUUUAGCACGGAGCAGUAUUUGUGUGUGUGACUGUAAGCAUGUGUUUGUAUAGAGUAUGUUUGUGUGAAUGUAGGGGUGUGUUUGUAUUGUAGUGUUUGCGUUUGAAUGCAAGCAUGCAUUUAUGUGUAGUGUUGGUUUUUGAAUGCAGGUGUGUGUUUAUAUAUAAUUUUGGUCACAGAGGUGUGUUUGUAUGUAGUGUUGACGUUUGCAUGCAGGUGUUUAUUUGUGUGUAGUGUUGGUGUUUGAAUGCUGAGAUGUAUGCACAGAUACACAUACACUGCCACACACGCACACACUGCGAUACACAUACAUGCAGAUACACAUAUUCACAAACUGAUACACAUUCAGAUAGACAGACAUACAGAUACACACAUAUACAAUGAUGGACAUACAGAUACACACAGACACUGACAGACAAACAUACACAGACAGACAUACACAGACAGGCACACACACACUUUUAUAGCCACUCUCCUGUUUCCUACUUUGUUCAGGAGGGUGGCUUACCUGGGAUCCAAAGUGCUGCCUGAGGUAGUUGGAGGAGCUGGUCCUGCCUAGCCCCGCUCCUCUCUGCCUUCUCCUGCUCUCUGCUGUAGUCUUCUUGGGAGGAAGUCCUCCCAUGCUGAUUAGAAGGGGGCCAGCGGUAGCUCCGCCCCUGCUGGGCGCCAGUCGCUCUGUGUACUACAGAUUGAGCAGGGAUAUGAUGUGUUCAUAUCCCCGCCCCUCCACACAGUCUGCGGCACUGCAGGUUAGCGCUCGGCCACCCGGACAUUUGCGCCACCUGGCCAGUGCGCCCCAAGGCAGCCGCCUUAUGGACGCGCCGGCCCUGCCUUCCUUUUGAAUGUUUUACCGCCUUUAGUCUAUCUUAUCCCCUUCUUUUAUCUAAUCUUGCAUUUUGACUAUUUGUGUGUCUUAAACUACCUUUAGUUUACAUUACCCCCCAUGUGUGUGUCUCUUACUCCCCCUCUUUGUGUAUAGUUAUUUCCGACACAGCCCAUUUGCGAGUCUCUUACUCCACCCACAAAGGUGGAGUAAAAGGUUUACUAAAGGUUUGACUUCUUACCUGGAUCCAACAAGCCCUGGUCACCUCCAUCAGUGACAGCUGGAGGUUCUAUUAACCCUCCUGAGCUAAUUCUUACCUUGCAGGAUCAGAUGACUGGCUGAGAGUGUUGGCUGAUUGCUCUUAGACAAUUAGUUAAAUGUAGAGCUUAUGACUCUUAGAAGGGGUGUUCAGCGGCCGGAGGACCCUAAGUAACUUGUCACACGUUUAGUGAAAUGUUUGAUUACCUAAUGGGUGGGAGCCAGACCAACCCUGGCACAAGAAUCACUUCAGAGUGCUUUAUAUAUAUAUAUAUAUAUAUAUAUAUAUAUAUAUAUAUAUAUAUAUAUAUAUUUAAGAAGAAUGUUUAAAAAAUAAAUUACAGGAUCCAAAUGCGUUAUGCUGGUAAAACGGAGGUUCUACCAAGAAUUGACUCAUGAGGAUAAAUACAUUCCAGGUUGUAACUAAAAAACGCAGAAACAUCCAGUGAUGGUAAAAUAAUUAAUGCAAGGCAUUGGGUAUGAAAUAGCACCAGCAGAGAAACUAUUAUGUGUCAACGAAACCCAGGUUAUUAUAGUUAGAGAAUUUACACUUCUGCUAUUUUGACCUAAAUCGUCAGUUCUCCAUAUCAUUUUUGCAUGUGUAUCGUUUUUAAAUCUAUGUUUGGGCUUCUCUAUUUUCCAUCUACUAGGACCUGGCCUACCAAAACCUGAAAUUGAAAGGCUCCUUUUUGGGAAAGACAAGUGUCUCACCAAGAUUACUCCAGCCUUAUUCAUGGUUUUAGGACAAUCACAUAGAGAAGCUUCCCUCCCCAUCUCUCUGGAAAACCCUGAAUCCAGGUUUGUAUUUCCUUCUAACUUGUAUUUCUAUUUCAGGGCUGCGUUUAGAAAUUUUGGGGCCCCUAAUACAGCUCAAGAUCUGGGGCACACCCCCGAGUCUGCCCACGGGUGUGAAGUGUGUUUGUGUAGGGAUGUGGCGUGUGUAUAGUGAAUGCAGUGUGUGUUUGUCUAGGCAUGUAGUGUAUGUAGAGUGUGUGUAGUUGAAGUAGUAUGUAUAGUGAAAGCAGUGUGUGUUUGUGUAUAUAAUGAAAGCAUAGUGUGUGUGUGUGUGUGUAUAUAUAUAUAUAUAUAUAUAUAUAUAUAUAAUGAAUGCAUAGUGUGUGUGUGUUUGCAUAGUGGAUGCAGUGUGUAUAGUGACUGCAUAGUGUGUGUGUGUGUAUAUAUAUUAUGAAUGCAUAGAGUGUGUGUGUAUAUAAUGAAUGCAUAGUGUGCAUUUGCGUAGUGGAUGCAGUGUGUAUAGUGACUGCAUAGUGUGUGUGUGUGUGUGUAUAUAUAUAUAUAUAUUAUGAAUGCAUAGAGUGUUUGUGUAGAUAAUGAAUGCAUAGUGUGUGUUUGCGUAGUGGAUGUAGCGUGUAUAGUGACUGCAUAGUGUGUGUGUGUAGGUAUGUAGUGUAUGUAAAAUAGGAGUUGCAGUUAGUGGGGGAGAUAUUUUUUUUUUUUAAACACACCUGUUAAACAUUCUAAUCCCCACUCUCUGCUUUUUACCUGUGGCCAGGGAUGGGGGAGAUCGCAUUCCCUGGUGGUCCAGUGUUCACUGCAGUAGGGGCCCGCAGCACACUCCAUCUUCCCUUACCAGCAGCUCCUCUGUCUCUAACGCUCGCAAGAGCGUCCUGUGCUGAGCAUUGCCAUGGUAACCCGUGGCAACACUCUGACGGCCGCGUGAGAGUUAGAGACAGAGCAGCUGCUGGGAACUGCAGAGAACAGGAGCCGGGGGCCUGCAGGGUGCAGGUGCAUAUAUAUAUAUAUAUAUAUAUAUAUAUAUAUAUAUAUUGGGGCCUGGAACUCCGUGAGCAGUCCGGGCCCAUGACAAACGUCAUGGUUGUCAUACCUUGAUGGCGGUCCUGAUCUAUUUUAAAGGUUUAUUUGAAAAGCCUAUUAGGCUUUUAGAACAGUUCUGGUGUAUAAUUACAUGCAUUUCAUUCCCCUAUAUGCACCAUACAUUUUAUUUUCUGUGUUGUACUUUUGUCAUGUAUUGUUGCAUUGUAAUAUACAAAAUUCAAAUAUUACAUUUCUGGAAACAAGAACACAACUAUCUCAUUGUCCAUAUUAAUGUUUGUAAGAAUGCUAUGUUUUAUUUAUAUUUUGAACGAGGUGCGGAACUAUCGGUGAUGCAGCCAGUGUGACAGACCCCAGCAGUUAA
Messenger RNA from Pelobates cultripes (western spadefoot toad), 8295 nucleotides. The record is from the annotation of a GenBank genome assembly. Lineage: Eukaryota; Metazoa; Chordata; Amphibia; Anura; Pelobatidae.